Molecule: messenger RNA, 7660 nt
Organism: Carcharodon carcharias (great white shark)
Lineage: Eukaryota; Metazoa; Chordata; Chondrichthyes; Lamniformes; Lamnidae
Gene: igf2bp1
Product: insulin-like growth factor 2 mRNA binding protein 1
Exons: 15
Coding region: 38-1759 (573 amino acids)
Biological process (GO): regulation of gene expression; nervous system development
Cellular component (GO): nucleus; cytosol; cytoplasm
Molecular function (GO): mRNA 3'-UTR binding
Source: RefSeq, a predicted model, not a curated record
CCCUCCCUUCUUAAAAAAAGAAACCUUAAAAAUCACAAUGAACAAGCUUUACAUCGGAAACCUGAGUGAAAGCGUGACUGUGCCAGAGUUAGAAACUAUCUUCAAUGACUGGAAGAUUCCUUUUUCUGGGCAAUUUCUACUAAAAACUGGUUAUGCCUUUGUAGACUGUCCAGAUGAAAACUGGGCAAUGAAAGCCAUCGAUACCUUAUCCGGUAAAGUGGAGCUCCAUGGGAAACACAUAGAAGUGGAACACUCAGUGCCCAAGAGGCAGAGGAGUCGCAAGAUCCAGAUCCGGAACAUUCCACCACAUAUGCAGUGGGAGGUAUUGGAUGGAUUGCUCGCCCAACAUGGAGCUGUGGAAAAUUGUGAGCAAGUUAAUACAGAAACUGAGUCGGCAGUGGUGAAUGUCACAUAUGGAACCAAGGACCAAGCCAGACAAGCAAUAACCAAGCUGAAUGGCUACCAGCUGGAGAACUACAGCUUGACAGUCACCUACAUCCCCGAUGAGCAGGCAGUGCAACAAGGCCAGGAGGCAGGUCGCAGAGGGUUCAGUGGGAGAGGCCCUCCUCAGCAAGGCUCAGCAGCACCCACAAAGCAGCAAUUUGACAUUCCUCUGCGAAUCCUGGUUCCAACCCAGUUUGUGGGAGCCAUCAUUGGAAAAGAAGGAGCCACCAUUCGGAACAUCACUAAACAAACACAAUCCAAGAUUGACGUCCAUCGGAAAGAGAAUGCAGGUGCAGCAGAGAAGCCAAUCAGCAUUCACUCAACAGCCGAGGGCUGCUCUGCUGCCUGUAAGAUGAUCCUGGAGAUUAUGCACCAGGAAGCACAGGCAACCAAAACAGCUGAAGAGGUUCCAUUGAAGAUUUUGGCGCAUAAUAACUUUGUUGGCAGGCUGAUUGGGAAGGAGGGCCGGAAUCUGAAGAAGGUGGAACAGGAUACAGAAACAAAAAUCACAAUCUCUCCCUUGCAGGACCUGACACUCUAUAACCCUGAGAGAACCAUCACAGUGAAAGGUUCCAUUGAAGCUUGCUGCAAGGCUGAGGAAGAUAUCAUGAAAAAAGUGAGAGAAGCUUAUGAGAAUGACAUUGCUGCUAUGAACCUCCAGGCAAACUUGAUUCCUGGCUUGAACCUGAAUGCUCUGGGCUUGUUCCCACCUUCCUCGUCCACCGUCCCCCCUCAUCCUGUAGGGGUGGCACCAGCAACACCUUACGGUCCCUACAUGCAAACCUCAGACCCUGAGACAGUCCACGUCUUCAUCCCGGCUCAGGCAGUAGGGGCCAUUAUCGGAAAGAAAGGGCAGCAUAUCAAACAGCUCUCUCGAUGUGCAGAGGCUUCGAUCAAGAUCGCUCCAGCAGAAAGUCCGGACACCAAACAGCGCAUGGUAAUCAUUACAGGACUACCAGAGGCCCAGUUUAAGGUCCAGGGCCGGAUCCACGGGAAGUUGAAAGAGGAAAAUUUCUUUGGACCCAAGGAAGAAGUCAAACUUGAGACGCACAUUAAAGUUGCUGCCUCGGCUGCUGGCAGAGUGAUAGGCAAAGGAGGGAAAACUGUGAAUGAGCUGCAGAAUCUGUCCAGCGCAGAGGUAGUGGUGCCUCGAGACCAGGUCCCAGAUGAGAAUGACCAAGUUGUUGUCAAGAUCAUUGGUCACUUUUAUGCAAGCCAGCUAGCACAGAGAAAGAUCAGGGAAAUAUUGGCUCAAGUCAAACACCAGCAGCAGCAGAAGGUACAAAGCAACCAGUCCCAGCCUCGAAGGAAGUGAAAGCACCAAAAUGCCCCAGAUACGUCCCAACAAUGAAGAUGCCAGGCCAAAGAUUGGCUGUGUUCAGAUCAACGUUUUGUUCACCUUUAAAACUGUGGAAGGCUAAGUAAACAUCGUGGAUAAAAAUUACAUUAACAGGCACAAUUUGGUGUAAUUUAAGACUUUUUCUACUUGAACUGUGCAAAAGAAAAUUUUGGAUAGCAGGACCUCAAUUCCUUUUGGUGACCAGGCCAAACAUGCUUGCUAGGCAUUGGCUAUGUAUCAUCUGGGAGAUUGGAGAAGCUGUCAUUUUAUAAGUCCCACUUAGAUCCAUGCUGCCAAUCCUGUUAUGGGAUGAUUCCUACCAAUUUUGGGUUUAUGGCUUAUUUCUAAUGACAAUUUAACAUUGCCUGUUAUUAAUAGUAGAAUUACUACAUUAGCGACUUCUGCUAUUAACAACUUUUUGAGAAGGAUCCUCUAAUUUGGUCCUUCCAACAUCCUAGUGGAUUCUACUGUCCUGCCCUCCUAAAACCCACCACUAUUGUCCUCUCACUCUUCUUCCCUGGUUUCAGGGAGGGUUAGACAACUGGCCAGGUUAGGGACAAUGUGACGAGGUGAAUAUGGUUGGGUUUAGAGACCAUGGACAAUGCCAAAAUUGGAUUCCAACAUUGUAUUCUAUUACUCAUCAAGAACAUUGAAAAGACAAGACUGAUUAUGGGAUAUGGGAGGUCAGGAGAGAGAAACAUAAUAUCCAGUGACAAAUUGGCUAAGUAGGCAAACAAUCUCACAGAUAUGAGGACUUGUGAUGACCAUCAGAUCUAACUGUUUGGAUAUAACUGUAGAUGUCUAGGGUUGAGAUUCAUCACUGAAUGCGAGUCAGUUUUUUUCUCUACUGUAGUAAGUAAUUGAAGCAAAUCUAAUGAAUCUCCACACCAUUUAAGUCCAAAGAACCCCAAAGCAUUUGUUCAUUUGCUGCUAAACAGAAAGGUUUCGAUUACAAAGUGAUGGGUAAAAUAUCAUACAUUAAAAAAGAAAAUAAAAGGCCACAUGACUUACUGUAAGGAUGAUAGAGCCUUUUCUAUGUCACAUAAUGUUAUGUUGUGAUCUAUACGAGCGACCCAUAAGUAAAAAUGUAUCCCUACUUAAGGUUUAUGGCCUUUUAGAAGGUUAGAAAUAUUCUCACAGUAGGUAUAAAGUUUCCAUUAAGGUCAAAUCUUUAUUGUGUGACGUGUAAUACACGGGGUAAGGAAGCACCAAAUGAAAAAUAAGUGGCAUUGGAAGGUGUAUGUGACAUACAGAACUGUGUGCAGAGCUUUUCCAUUGGAACAACUAGCUGCUAGGAGCCAAUCAGAAGUAUUCCUAGCAUUGCACUUUGGUAUUUUGGUUUUAAUUUGACCCAGAUAGUAAGUGGCUAGACUUAUGGAAGUAUCUAUAAGGUUGGCGUCUGUGUUUGAGUUCUGGGUGGGUGGGUUAAGUAGGGGAGAUGAAUAGUUUGAGAACAUAAAUCAGCCAGUAUAUGUUGCUAGCUACAUCCUGUAAAUAGAGAAUUAAGGCCCUGUUAUAUUUCAGUUGGAGAAGAGUUGAGCUUUCCUUGAGCAUAACUCUGGAGUCUUGUUUUACAAGAAAACUCCCUAAAGUCUUUGGAGUCGUACCCUUGUUUUCUCCCCAUCUUAAAUGUUUGACCUUAAUGGAACCUUCUGAAAAACAUUGGGAAAUGGUUUAAGAUGCAACGUUUACAAAUGCUUCCUGUGGGUAAUUAUUGUUCAACGAUCUCUAAAAGGGGUUUUGGGACUAGGUACAAUGCACCAACAGGUACAUUGCAUUCUUUCUCCUCCUCCUCUUCUACCACCCUAAUGAGAGGAUGCUGUGAACCGGUUGAACUUUGCUGAUUGGCUGAGUACAUUGUGGGAAUGGGCAGGAGCAUUGGAAUAUUGGAACAGGACGCAGAGAGUGAUGAAUCUUCAUUUGAGCUAAACCGUUAUUGAUUUGUCUACUUUUAUUUAAGCCUUCCACAGUGUUAAAACUCUAGAAAAUUGUGUAUUCUUGCCAAAUAUUAAAUGAACUGUGAUGAUUGAUAAGGUAAUGCCAACCCUGUGUGGUAUUAACUUAAAAUUUAUUCUGCUUUCUUGAACUAAGAACUUAUGAACAAAUUCCUUCUGAGUGGCCAAGAUUUCAGCGUGGUGUUUUCCGUGUAACAGUUGUGCCACCUUCUUGUGCCAGAGAGAGUUACAGUUGGAACCUCAUGUGGUGGACACAAAUCUGUUUUGAUUUUAUCUCUUGUUUUUUUUUCCAACACUGGUAUUUGUUGUAAAGGAAAGAAAGUGGAAAGGAAAUAAGAGUCCCACGUGUGAGGAGCAUGAUAUUCACUGAAAGAGAUUAAAAUAAGCGAAUAGCUGAAAGAGAGGGAAAAAAAAAAAGCAGCUUUGAUAUCUGGUCCAGUCCCUUUACCAGGAAAGAUUUGUGUUUUUUUUUAAUUAAUUGAGUUAUGAAAAUUAAAAUUGAGAGAGAGAAAGAGAAAACAUAACACUGCUAAGGAACACCGAAGGAAGUAUAUUCAGCAGUGAUGGUCCAGGGCAUCACUGUGCGCUUUUACUAGACUACCUCAGGCGUUUAGUACCUCAACAUUUGUUCCUUUUUUGCUUGCUGGUAUUUUAUAUACUUAUAAAGCUGAUAGUCUUGAAUAUUUUAUUUUUUUAAUAAAAGAAAGUAAAAUUUGCUGAGUUACAUACAACAGCCGGGAAAUGUGUGGUGUGGGCUGUUAGUUUUGCCCCUGUUUCUAGUCGGUGGAAGUGUUUAAAUAUUAAAAAAAAAUUAAAAAUUACAGCAACUGCCUCAGAUCUGAGGUACAGAGGUGCCACAUUGGGAACAAUUUGCAUUUUUACAUAUUUAAAAGCAGUUGUGAUGAUGCAGUUAAAUGCCACGAUUUCUAUUUUAAGACGUUGAAAAUCACAUCUAAUGAUUUUUCAGUUAGCGCUGUGUAAAAGGCUUGGAUUUCUUAUACUAACCCAGAUUCAUUAGACUUUGUCACUAUUAUUAUGUUAGCUACUUUUAAUAUAUAUAACGGAUAUACCUGUAAUAUGUUAAAGCCUUAUCACUGCAUGCAACUUUUUCAAUAUUACUUCCUAUGCCCACGUUUAUAAUGGAAGCAAGCCAUGUGAACUGUGUCACACUGAAACUACUCCCUCCUGCCUGUGGACAAGAUGUUUGACUUUAGAAUAGGACUGAUUCACCUCUGCAUGCCUGGACUAGUAAUCUGCCAACCUCUACUUCAAUCUGCCGCACCUUAUUCUUUAUCCCUGUGCCCUUGUCCCACCUCAUCCCUCUGCACGGUUGUGACUCUCUGUGCACAAAACUAAUAUCUCAACACAACAGAAUAUCAAAGAGGGAUUCAUGCAAUCUUUUGUUGUUAUAUAUUUAUCUUUUACCUCCUGCUCUCCCACCGUAAGUUUCAUUAUUCUUCUAAACGUAUUUAUUUCAAACACGCGUUUUCAAAGUUUGUUCACUAUUUGAAGCUCCGCAGAUUAUACUUUGAACUUUUGGUUAAUCUUAAAAAAAUAAUAAUUUAUUAGUACUUCUUGGAAAUUAUUUCUUAACUUUCUAAUUUUUCAGUCGCGUCCACAACUGUGAAAAUACAAAACAAGGAAUUUAUCAGAAAGGCACCAAGUAAUCAAGCUUCCCUCCAAACUCGUCCCAACAACUAAGAUGGACAAUUUUGUACCAAAUUGGCAAAGGGCAAUUUAGGGCAACGGAUGGUGAUAGUUUUGAUAUAGAAUAAAAGCAGCAUGACCAGUUAGUCAGGAUCUACACUUUCAUGAGAACUAUUACUUAGAGAGGUGGCAGGCUACAGAACUGAAAGAUUUCAAUGUGCAGCUUUUGCUGAGGGAGAAGUGUUAAACAGUGAAAUAAGCCUCACUCAAGGGCAAGUAGGGGUGGACAAUAAAUGCUGGUCUGGCCAGCGAUGCCUCCAUCCCAUAAACAAAUAAAAAAAACUGCUGGGACAUACUCAUAGGGAAGAUAACACUAAACUCUAAUGCCUCCUCCCAUUGAUUUAAUUAGCAUGGAUUGAAUUCCCUACUCCAUCCCAGAUACAGAUCCUAAAAUCUCUUUUGAUAUCGACAACCCAGCUCCCUCUGCCUGCAGAAAAAAGAUAAAGACAGAAUGACCUCUACAUACUCUUUCUCACACACACACACACACACACACACACUCACUCACACUCACACAUACGCAAACUGUGUACAUAACGCAUGCAAUCUGCAGUCUCUUUAAAAUAAAACUGCUUUUAAUUUUAUUUCUUUGCAUGACUAGUCUGGGAAAAAUCCAAGUUUUUUGCACAUGCCACCUGCUUUUAAUAAGUACUUCAUGUGGGAACAAAGACUAGAUUCUGAAAGUGGCUACAUUUGUACAAAGCCCGUUCAACCAUUGCUGUAUUUUUUUUUCAGGUUAAGGCAUUGGCCUCUAUACUUCCCUUCCUUUUAAUUACUUAAAUCGUGAAACAGCCUAUUCAGACUUCGGCCUAUUUUUUAUUUGUUUUUUUUUGAUCCUACAGCAAGCAUCAUCUCACCGACACCUUGAGCCUUUUUAUACCUUGAAGCUACAGUGUUGGCAAUCGACACUUGCAGUGGAUUGCUUAUUACUAUUGACAGUCCUGCCAUAGACACAGUCUGCCUGGAUACUUGGAUCCGAUUGGCUCCUCCCUCAGUGCUCCAUGUUAUCCGAUUUGCUCUAUAGGUUAGAUAAUUUUCCAUGGGGAUAUUUAUGUUUGAGAUCCAUAAUAUUAAGGGGCUUUUAUGGAAUGCAGGGAAUUAAUGAUCUUAAAGGUCAGCAAAGUGCCAGUUAAAAAUAUUCUAGUAGGUCAAUUUGCUUUAGGGGCAGGUGCACGUUACAAACUCUCAAUCCUCAAAUACAGACCAAAAAUUCUAGAAAUACAGUGCAGAAUGUCAGCAUCCAACAGGAAAAAAUACAAUUUAACGUUUUGCAUACAGAAGUACAUUGGGGAAGUAGGUGAGAUUUCUUAAAGGACGAGGACUUGUGUCUUUGGGACCUUGCCUAAUUUCCCUUUCCAAUUUUGAUGAAGGAUCUCUAUCGAAGUUAUUAAUCUAUUUUUUACCUUGCAGAAAAUGAUGGAUCUGCCCUGUGUUUCCAACAUUAUCUGCUCUAAAUUUCCAAUUCACACUUUGUACUAUUUUCUAUUGUGCUUUGAACAUCCGUGACAGACAAUAAGAUGGAACGAGGGAGCUAGAUUCACCUCUUUGUCAUAGUAUGGGAUUAUUUUGGAAUUAGUUGCCUGCAGUAAAGUUUGGUGCCAAAGAAUGGCCCCACAUAUUGAUUAGAGCUUAGAACCUCAGUGGUUAAUAUGAGGAUGGCUAUCAGAUUGGUGCUUGUAUACCUCAAAGUGCAACUUCACUGGAGAGUCUUAGAUUCCAAAUUGAUGUUUGAUUUUACAUUACAGAUUUAAUACUGUGAACAAUUGAAGUUCUGUGCUGGAGUGAAUGAGCCUGCAUUGCAGCCCAAACUUGCGGUAUAGCUCCAUAAUGCAAAAUUGAAUCAUUCAGCACCUAAACUGGCUCUGACCUGCUUGGCUUAAAACCUGUCCAUUGUCCACAUCUAAACUGUGGUCAAUGGAUUCGAGUGUUGGAAGGACCAGAGUCCCUGAGUCAAAGCUGACAGUUCAGAAGGCAUCACUUCAGCUUGUUGUCCAUAACUUUUUGUCUACCUGUGUAGUAGUUGCUACAGAAGUAAAAGGCCUGUGGCUUAACCCACUGCUCCAACCAGCUCCCCUCAAAUAAAAUUUUCCAUAAGACAACCUUCUCUUCAUCUUCUAACUCUUUAAAUCAUUAGACUGCCAGCCUCAUCUCAUGAAAGCAAAAUUUCCUCACUUCAUCUAGCACCGGAAAAGCCAGUGGAGCGCUUGUGGGUUAG